Molecule: messenger RNA, 1323 nt
Organism: Podospora pseudocomata
Lineage: Eukaryota; Fungi; Ascomycota; Sordariomycetes; Sordariales; Podosporaceae
Exons: 1
Coding region: 1-1323 (440 amino acids)
Molecular function (GO): oxidoreductase activity
Source: RefSeq, a predicted model, not a curated record
AUGACCAUGCUCAGUGAUGCCACUACUGCUCCGGCACCCUAUUACUCUCAGGGUCUGCGUGCCCGCUUCCACAUCGAUCGUGUCCGGCUCGAACAAGCCGACGUAGAUGCUCGCCUGAACGGAGGCAAAUGCGCGGACAUUGAGUAUGAAGUCGAUGAAGCCAAAUACCGUGCUCGGUCGACAGCUCGUGUCAAAGCAGGCGGUCUUCCCACCUCGGUGCCUGACGGCUGGCCAACAAAGCUCUCAGGGCCCCUGGUCUGGACCUCAAACUCAUUCCCUUCUGAAGACGAAUACGUCUACUACCUCACCCCGUCUGACAAGACCGAGAUUCUGGCCGCCCUCGCCUUCUUCAAAUCCCACAACCUCGACUCUCAGAAAGUGACCAAGUACCUCUUCCCCCUUCCCGACCUUGGCCCGAUCUUGUCCGGCAUCUGCAACGACAUCUAUCUCGGCAAAGGCUUUUACAUCGUCCGCGGUCUUGACCCCGACGACUACCCCCUCGCCGACCUGACCGCCAUCUACCUCGGCCUCUCGUCUUACGUCGCCUCCCGGCGCGGCCGCCAGGACCAGCGCGGCUCGAUGCUCAUCCACGUCAUGCAGCGCGGGGAUCAAUCCGCUGAGUCCACUCUCCACGACAGCAUCUACUCCUCCGACAAACCCUUCCACACCGACACCGUAACCGACACACUCUGUCUCUUCACCCAAGAGCUCGCCUCUUCAGGCGGCAGAUCCACCUUUGCCUCAGCCUGGACAGUCUACAACGAGCUCGCGGCCACCCGCCCGGACCUCAUCCACACCCUCGCCUCCCCCGACUGGCCGUUCGACACCUACGGCCGCGACCCCCCUUUUUACCGCCGGGCACUGAUGUAUUUUCACGACCACCGCCUCAUCACCUCCUUUUCCCGCCGUCUUCUCGUCGGCCACGCACCCUUCACCCCGCGGAGCAAGGCUAUCCCAGGGCUGACAGAGGCGCAAGCCGAGGCCCUCGACGCGGUUCAUUUUAUUGCCAAGAAACAUGAGAUCAAACCCCGGAUGGAGAGGGGUGACAUCAGGUUUGUGAACAACCUCGGCUUGCUUCACAGAAGAGAGGCGUUUGAGAAUGUACAGGGUAGUAAACCGAGGCAUCUGGUGAGGAUCUGGCUGAAUAAUGAUGAGGGAAUGUGCUGGAACCUGCCUUGGCCGUUGAGGCUGGCUUGGGCGAGGGUGUUUGAUGAUGAUUUUGAGGAUGAGGGGAGUGAUAAGAGGGGGAGGUAUUGGGACUAUGCUCCGUUGAGGCACCCCGUGACGGGGAGGGUGUUGAAUACGGGUGGUUCCUGUGACUGA